GCUACAUUCGCGCGGCCUUCAAAAACUUCCCUCUCUGCUUCCGCAAGAAUCUCCGGCGAAACCUUCCUCAUCUCCGGCGCCAUGGAAGCCGGCGAGGUCAAUUUCUCGGCAGGCAAAUCCAACAGCCACGAGGAGAUAUGGGAGUUCAGUAACGCCUUCGACGGUGAACAGCAUCGGAGCCGACGGCCGAUCUUGAUAGGCAAGCAUUUCGACAUCGAAGCGUACGCGAGCAACUACCAAGGUCGAACCAAGAUCCUACGCCUCCUAUCCAUCGCCGUCCACUGCGGUGGCGACGAACGGCGGCGGACGAUGCAACUGGAGCGCUCCGAAUAGCCUAUGAUGCGGCUAAGGAGGGCAAGGAUGUCUCGCUCUUCACCAAAAUAGUCGAGAAGAUUGACGGGAGAUUGGGCCCUAACUACGCGAUGGAUGAAGAUUGGUGCCGCUCGGUGAAUCGAACGAAGCAGCUGAUGGAACAAGGGUUAGACAUUCGGUUGCAUCAAUGCGAGAAAGAUUUCACGAAAGGCAUCCUUUCUGCGGAGGGCGCAAGAACUGCGUAUAAUUAUGCGGGAGAUUUCUAUUACGCCCAUGGUGCGAUUCUCGAGGCUAUUUUACGGUAUAAGAGAACCCAAUUUUACAACGUGACCAGUAGAUCGUACCAUGAUUUGGGAUCGCGUGUGAUUAUCGUCUUCAUUGAGAUGGGCAAAUUUCCUCUGUUCGCCUCUAUUGCUGGAAAAGAACUAACACAUUGUGACCCGAUUACUGCUGGAAAACUGCGCUGUGCCUUCGGAUUGGGUUUGUUGAAGACACAGCGCUUUAGAGAUGCUGCUGAUAAGAUGAUGGCAAAUGUCUUCAGCACCACCAUUGAAGCUCUUGAGAAGAAGCUUAUAUCCUUUAUAAACACCAACCAAAUUAAGGCGAAAAUCGACUCGGCCGAUAAAGUUCUAUAUGCUCGAAAAGAUGAUUAGAGAAAUGCAACUUUUGGAAGGGUUUUGCAAAAUUUGAAGGUGAUCGUAGCUUAGUUAGAGAUACAUGGUGUUGUUCAAAGCAUUUCGUCAUCAUGCCUCUGUUCAUAGUAGCAG
This is a messenger RNA of Momordica charantia (bitter melon), 1079 nucleotides long. NCBI's taxonomy places the organism in Eukaryota, Viridiplantae, Streptophyta, Magnoliopsida, Cucurbitales, Cucurbitaceae. The record is from RefSeq and is a predicted model, not a curated record.